Helianthus annuus (common sunflower) is the source of this 2255-nucleotide messenger RNA. RefSeq names its product U-box domain-containing protein 1. The record is from RefSeq and is a predicted model, not a curated record. NCBI's taxonomy places the organism in Eukaryota, Viridiplantae, Streptophyta, Magnoliopsida, Asterales, Asteraceae. Gene Ontology annotation, cellular component: nucleus; cytoplasm. Gene Ontology annotation, molecular function: ubiquitin-protein transferase activity; protein binding. The transcript has 2 exons. Gene Ontology annotation, biological process: cell surface receptor signaling pathway; protein ubiquitination. Bases 75 to 2162 code for a protein of 695 amino acids.
AAAUCCAUUUGUAUGUAUUAAAGUGAUCCAAAGUCAUUUAACCAUGAUCAUGAAUAUUAGAGAACAACAACACAAUGGAUGUUCAUGUAACUCUACCUCCACCAAUCAUGGUUUCUUCAGGCUUACUUCCAACCGGUUCUUUGUUAGAAUCAUUAAUCCAAAUCUCUAACGAAGUGACAACCGUCGACAAGAUUCCGGUUACACAAUACAACAACGUUUCGACAAUGGUAAGAAGAAUCAAACUUCUUUCAUCAUUGUUCGAAGAAAUUCAAGAAACAAACACUCAACUUCCACCUUCUUCUAUUUUGUGUCUCACUGAGCUUUAUUCGGUUAUCCGAAGAGUCAAGUCACUGAUGCAAACGUGUAAACAAGGUAGCCGUUUGUGGAAUCUUGUUCGGUCAGAAGGUGUUUCGAAUCAGUUUUAUGUGAUUGUCAAAGAAAUGAGUCGAGCGUUGGAUAUUUUACCGCUCAGUUUGUUGAAAAUAACGGUUGAUACUAGAGAACAAGUGGAGCUUCUUCAUAAACAAGUCAAACGCGUUGACUCGUUGGUUGAUGAUAAAGAGAUUCAAAGAAGAGAUGAGCUUGUUCAAGUGAUGAUGUCUAGUAGUUGUUGUAAAAGUAGCAAGAGUAAAGGUGUCAUUGACUUUGAGAAAGUCAAAGUGAUCAUGGCACAAAUCGGUUUAAAAACGCCGAUUGAUUACGAGGAAGAGAUUUCGAAACUAGAAGCUGAAGUAGAGAAGCAAGCGGGUACGGGUGGGCUUAUCGUGGUCUCGAAUAUUAACAAUCUCAUUUCCCUUGUUUCGUUGUCGAAAUCCAUGGUUUUCGACAAAGAAGAUCAGAAAACUGCCAAAGACGAAUUUAUGGACACGUAUUCCCAACACCAACACCAUCAGCAUCAUUACCCGUCUACUCAAUCGACGGUCAUUAACAUUCCGGACGAAUACCGUUGCCCAAUUUCACUUGACUUAAUGCAGGACCCAGUGAUAGUAGCAUCGGGACACACGUACGAUCGCGUGUCAAUCGCACAGUGGAUCAACUCCGGGCACCAUACAUGUCCGAAAAGCGGACAGAGAUUAAUCCACAUGGCACUCAUUCCAAACUACGCACUGAAAAGCUUGAUCCACCAAUUCUGUCAAGAAAACAACAUACCGUUAACCGAUCCCGCAACGUCAAGUUCUUCAUCGUCGCAUAUCGAAAGAAGCCCAAGUAUGAAGAGAAAGCUACCUGAAAAGGCAGUUGAUCACAUAUCCGCCACGAAAACCGCCAUGGAUACGGUAAAAAAGACUGCAGAAUUUCUCGUUGGGAAGUUAGCGAUGGGUUCGAUCGAUAUCCAACGGCAAGCAGCUUACGAGUUAAGAUUACUCGCCAAAACCGGUAUGGAUAACCGAAGGAUAAUUUCGGAAGCGGGAGCGAUUCCGUUUUUGGUAACGUUACUUUCGUCACAUGAUCCGAGAAUACAAGAGAAUGCGGUCACAGCACUUUUAAACCUUUCGAUAUUCGACAACAAUAAGGUGUUAAUAGUGGCUGCAGGAGCAAUAGACAACAUCGUAGACGUAUUGGAUUCGGGUAAAACAAUGGAGGCAAGAGAAAAUGCAGCAGCAGCAAUAUUUAGUUUAUCGUUAAUCGAUGAUUAUAAAGUGAUCAUCGGUAGUCGUCCAAAAGCAAUUCCGUCAUUGGUUGGGCUGUUAAGAGACGGAACCACCGCGGGAAAAAGAGAUGCUGCAACCGCAUUGUUUAAUCUUGCGGUUUAUAGUGUAAAUAAAGUGAACGUUGUUGUUUCAGGGGCGGUACCGCUUUUGAUCGACUUGUUGAUGGAUGAUAAGGCGGGGAUAACGGAUGAUGCAUUGGCGGUGCUUUCGCUGUUAUUGGGGUGUUCCGAGGGACUUGAGGAAAUAAGGAAGAGUAAAAGUUUGGUACCGAUUCUCAUUGAUCUUUUAAGAUUUGGAUCGCCGAAAGGAAAAGAGAACGCGUUAACUUUGUUAUUGGGGCUAUGUAAAGACGGUGGCGAUGAAGUUGCGAGAAGAUUGUUAAUGAAUCCACGAGGCAUACCGUCUCUUCAAAGCUUGGCGGCGGAUGGCUCCAUGAAAGCUCAAAGAAAGGCCGACGCUCUGCUUAGAUUGCUCAACCGAUGCUGCUCACAAUCUUCCAAACCUGUUGAAUGAAAACACGCGGCGCCUAGAUUGGACUCGUUGCAAAUUUGAAAAUGUAAAUUUAUGGAGAUGUAAUAAAUGAAAAUUGUUGUUUUUACCUGUUCA